Messenger RNA from Rhinichthys klamathensis goyatoka, 3629 nucleotides. It is a transcript of the gene elna, whose product is annotated as elastin a. The transcript is spliced from 52 exons. Gene Ontology annotation, molecular function: extracellular matrix structural constituent. Lineage: Eukaryota; Metazoa; Chordata; Actinopteri; Cypriniformes; Leuciscidae. Bases 270 to 3248 code for a protein of 992 amino acids. The record is from RefSeq and is a predicted model, not a curated record.
UCACUCUCACUCUCUUUCUUUCUCUGGCAGCACUCAGCUUUUUUGGCAGGAGUGACCAGAAUAAAAACAGCAACACCAGACACAGAAGAGAAAAAAGUGCAAUGAUCCAUCGAACCAACGGCUUUGCCCUUUCUUAAUUACGUCGUGUCCAGUAUCAUUUUCUUUUUUCCUCCCCUCUUCAUUUUUUUUCAGACAUUUUUGAAGUGGUAAUUAGCUCUUGGAGAAUAAAACCAGCUGAUUCGGGGAGGGCCAGUGCAUUUUGGAGCGAGAUGGCUAACAGGAGGGCUGCGUUGCUCCUUCUCGGAUUCUUCCUCACCAUACAGCUAAAUCCUUCGCUGCAAGGAGGGGUGUAUGUGCCUCAGGGUUCAGCUGGAGGAGGACCAGGUGGGGCUGGAUAUCUACCAGGUGCUGGACUUUACCCAGUGGGAGCCCAGAGCGCUUCAACUUUCUGUGGAGCAGAUGGACGCUGCCUUCCUCAUGGUGCUGGGACGUCCCAAUACAAAGCAGCAAAAGCAGCAGCAGGAGGAUAUGGAGGAGCUGCUGGGACUGGUGCUCAAACUGGAGCUUUAGGGGCUGGAGGUUAUGGAGCUGGUGGUUAUGGGGCUUAUGGCGCAUAUGGUGGUGCUGGAAGAUUCUACCCAAUGGCUGGAGGUCUGAAACCGGCUAAAUCAGGCACUGGGCUACCAGGUGGUCUUCCAGGAGGAGGUCUUCCAGGAGGAGGUCUACCUGGAGGAGGUCUACCUGGAGGUGCUGGUGUAAAGCCCCCUAAAGGCGGGCCAGGUGUAGGAGGAACUGGUACUGGUCUCCCAGGCUUUGGCAUUCCUCAGACUGGUGUACAAGGACUGGGCCCUGGUGGGGUUGGACCUGGAGGGAAAGCAGCAAAACCUGGAAAAGCUCCAGUGCCAGGAGUGGGAGUGCCUGGUCCGUAUCAAGGGGGACUUGUUCCUGGACAAGGCUUCAAUGGACGGGGUGUUCUUCCUGGUGUAGCCACUGGAAAUGGACUCAAGCCUAAAUCAGCUGCUGGUGGUGCUGGGCAGGGUCUGGUACCAGGUGCUGGUGGGCGUGGAUAUGGUGGACCACUGCAACAAGGAGUUUUUCACGGAUACCCUCUGAAAUCUCCCAAAUCCCCAGGUGCUGGUUUGCCCUACACUGGUGGUAAACUUCCAUAUGGUUAUGGUGGCUUUGGUGGAGGUGGUGGACUCCCCGGUGGGAAAGCAGGAGCUGGCUCCAAGCCGGGUUAUCCAACAGGGACUGGUGUGGGAUCUUUAGGAGUCUCUGCUGCACAGGCCAAAGCUGCUAAAUAUGGUGCUGGAGCUGGUUUGGGUGGGGCUGGAGCUGGAGCUUACCCAGGUGGUGCAGGUGGACUUUACCCAGGGGCAGGAGGUGUGGGAUCUUUAGGGGUCUCUGCUGCACAGGCCAAAGCAGCUAAAUAUGGUUUGGGUGGGGCAGGUGGAGCUGGUGCUGGGCCUGGUUAUGGAGGACUGUACCCUGGAGCAGGAGGUGCAGGUGGUGUACCAGUUGGUGGAGUAGCGGGGGGAGCUGGAGUAAUUCCUGGAACAGCACCAGGGGCUGGAGGUCUGACACCUGCUCAAGCCAAAGCUGCUAAAUACGGUUUGGGUGGGGCAGGUGGAGCUGGUGCUGGGCCUGGUUUUGGAGGACUGUACCCUGGAGCAGGAGGUGCAGGUGGUGUACCAGUUGGUGGAGUAGCGGGGGGAGCUGGAGCAAUUCCUGGAACAGUACCAGGGGCUGGAGGUCUGACACCCGCUCAAGCCAAAGCAGCUAAAUACGGUUUGGGUGUGGCAGGUGGAGCUGGUGCUGGGCCUGGUUUUGGAGGACUGUACCCUGGAGCAGGAGGUGCAGGUGGUGUACCAGUUGGUGGAGUAGCGGGAGGAGCUGGAGUAAUUCCUGGAACAGCACCAGGGGCUGGAGUGUAUCCAGGUGGAGUGAAGCCUCCUAAAUAUGGAGGAGCAGGAGGGGCUGGUGUUUUCCCAGGUUAUGGUUCUGUUGCUGGGAUCGGAGGACCUGGAGCUGUGCCUGGGGCUGGAGGGCUAGGAGCUGGCGUCAAACCUCCUAAAUAUGGAGUACCUGGAGGAACAGGUUUCGGAGUCCCUGGAGGAGUACCAGGAGGAGUCCCCGGAGGAGUACCAGGAGGAAUACCAAUAACUGGAGCUGGAGGAUACCCUGCUGGUGCCAAAGCUCUUAAAUACGGUUUGGGUGGUGGUGGUGGUUUACCAGGAGGGACUGGAUUUGUCCCUGGGCAUCAGAGACCAGGUUUGGGCGGAGCUGGAGGAGUCCUAGGUGGAGUUGGAACAGGAACUGGAUAUCCCAUUGGAGGAUAUGGAACCGGGGCAAAACCACCUAAAUAUGGUGUACCGGGUGGAGUACCUGGAGGUGUACCUGGUGGUGUUCCGGGUGGUGUACCUGGUGGUGUACCUGGAGGGUACCCAGCAGGAGUUAAACCUCCAAAAUACGGAGUCGCGGGAGGUGCAGGAACGGGACCUGGUGCAGGAGCACCACUGCCUGGGACAGGAUUGACACCAGGAGGAUAUCCUAGUGGAGUCAAACCUCCUAAAACUGGUGCUGGGAUCACUGGAACUAAUAUAGCAGGUCCUGGUGCAACACCUGGUGGUGACGUGGUGGUCGUACCGGGUGGCACUGGGGUGCCCAUUGCACCAAGUGGAAAACCAGCAAAGCUUCCAACCCUGACCCCCUCAGGGACUGAUCUACCAGGACCGACAGCUAUUGUAGCCACUGGCAAGGCCCCUGAGCUCAGUGGUGUGCAAAGAGUGCCUAGUGGUGCGGGUCCUGGUGGGGUUAACCCCUAUGGCUAUGGCCCGUUUUAUGGCAGCACUGGGCCAUCUGGAAUCGGAACCGGUGUGUUACCUGGAGCCAAACCUCUGAAAGCCCCUGGUGUUGGAGGAGCAGGAGGUGUUCCUGGACUCAUACCUGGAGCAGGUGGAGGGUAUCCAGCAGGUGCUGGAUUGGGAGCUGGUGGUGUUGGAACUGGAGCUAAACCCCCUAAACCAGGCUACGGCUCUUUGGGUACAGGAUAUGCACAGCCAGGUGGUGCAGUUCCAGGAGGAUAUGGAGGAUAUCCACAAGCAUAUCCAGGAGGAUAUGGAGCAGGACUGUCACCACAACAAGCCAAAGCAGCCAAAUACGGAGGUGGACUGACGGGAUUCCUGGGAGGAGGUUAUCGAGGUGGAGCGGGCUGCCAAGGAAAAUACUGCGGGAGGAGAAGAAAGUAAACGAUCUCUUGAGAUGUGAAGUGACCUCAAGAAACAUGGUGCUACUGCAUGCUCUAGAAUGUACUUUUGAUACUCAAACAAACAGUCCCAUCAUGCACAAGUGUUAUGUUUUGUUUUGAUAGUAAAUAUUUGUAACAAAUCCAAAUCCAGAUCCAUAAAACGUCUAGUGUUUUGUGGCAUUAAUUCCAGUCCUGAUUGUUUAUGGCACAUUCCAUCAUGUUACUGUUUCCGGUUGUAGGGUUGCAUAUGUAACCGGGUUCAUUAGCUGCCAAUGCUUUUGUGUUGUGUAACUGUAAAGGUUUUAAGCGCCGACCUCUUCGUUUUGGAGCUCUGACACCACCGGAAGCUCUUUUGUGCAGUUACAGUCACGAUCUAGCUCUC